AUGCAGUCUUCUGAGGAUUAUCCUCGACGAUUCCAUGGAAUUGUAGAUGAUCCUGACCAAGACAACUGGCCAGCACCACUUAAAAUUUGUGGUCAAGUGGUCCAACACAUCAAAGAUUUCAGACAAUACAUUCAAUUAGUUGGUAUAAUGUGCAACUCUGCAUUAAUGGAACGGCAUUGGAAUGAGAUGUCUGCGUUAGCAGGCUUUGACCUGACGCCUAAUGCUGGUACUACUCUUCGCAAGGUCAUUGCUUUCGAAUUGGAUUCUUUACUGGACCAAUUUGAAAUCAUUAGUGUGGGAGCAACUAAGGAACUCCAACUCCAAAUGAAUCUUGCAAAAAUGAAAGCAGAAUGGGUCAAUAUGUUCUUCACAACAAGUGCUUACAAGGAAACAGACUUACAUAUUCUGUCAGGACUAGAUGACAUACAAGCACUUCUGGAUGAUCAUCUCAUUAAAGCUUUGUCUAUGAGGGGAUCAGCAUUUGUUAAGCCAGUUGAAGAUAAAAUUGGAAAUGGCGUCAGCCGUCCGAAAAUGAGUGAGGUCGUAGUGGGAGAGGUGCGCAGUCGACUGCCGCGCAUUGCUGGCCGAUACCGCUCGCCCAGCCAUCUAGCGGCACGAUCGGAAGUUGAAAAAAAAAACAGCCCUCAUAAUUCACUACUGAUGGUGGAGACCCAGAUGGUGGACUCUGUUCGCUAUCAAAUUGAGUCAUCUUUGGAGGCUUAUCGAAACACCAAGCGCACAGACUGGAUAUUACAGUGGCCAGGGCAGGUGGUGUUGUGUGUAUCUCAGGCGUUUUGGACAGCAGGGGUUCAUGAGUGUUUGAGUAAAAAAACUCCCACUGCAAUUAAGGCAUAUCAUAACUUCCUAAAUGAAAAUCUUACUGACAUAAUCAAAUUGAUAAGAGGUAAAUUGUCAGAACAAAAGCGCAUAACAUUGGCUGCUUUAGUAGUACUGGAAGUUCACUCUAAAGAUGUGGUAAAUGACUUGUUUGAAAAAAAAGUUGUAAGUGAUACCGAUUUCCAAUGGCUGUCACAACUCAGGCAAGUUUUUAUCAUUUAAAUUUCUAAAAGGUCAUAUUCGCUAAUGCUUUUUAAAACAAAAAUGUCCUGCAAUGA
This is a messenger RNA of Homalodisca vitripennis (glassy-winged sharpshooter), 1115 nucleotides long. RefSeq names its product dynein axonemal heavy chain 12-like. Bases 1 to 1059 code for a protein of 352 amino acids. The record is from RefSeq and is a predicted model, not a curated record. Gene Ontology annotation, biological process: microtubule-based movement. The transcript has 7 exons. NCBI's taxonomy places the organism in Eukaryota, Metazoa, Arthropoda, Insecta, Hemiptera, Cicadellidae. Gene Ontology annotation, cellular component: dynein complex. Gene Ontology annotation, molecular function: dynein intermediate chain binding; dynein light intermediate chain binding; minus-end-directed microtubule motor activity.